Messenger RNA from Echinops telfairi (small Madagascar hedgehog), 1389 nucleotides. RefSeq names its product BLOC-1 related complex subunit 5 (gene BORCS5). NCBI's taxonomy places the organism in Eukaryota, Metazoa, Chordata, Mammalia, Afrosoricida, Tenrecidae. Gene Ontology annotation, biological process: organelle transport along microtubule; positive regulation of anterograde synaptic vesicle transport; lysosome localization. The coding region runs from base 313 to 903 and encodes 196 amino acids. Gene Ontology annotation, cellular component: BORC complex; cytoplasmic side of lysosomal membrane; synaptic vesicle membrane. The record is from RefSeq and is a predicted model, not a curated record. The transcript has 4 exons.
GCGGCGGACGCGUCUGACGGCGGGUGUCCCCUGUCGCCUCCUCCCCUCGUUUCCCCCAAAGACGGAUCCGGAGCAGCGUGUAACUGUUGUGCCUCCUUGCACGUCUGUUACCUAAUAGGGCCUCCCGAUGGCCUGCCGCCGCCCGCGCCCCUACGUGGCCUGGGUGCGUCGUGCUUCCACACUGGCCCCCAGCGGCGCCCACACAGUCUAGCCUCCCUGUUUCGGUCCCCGGCCCCCGCCCCGGCCCCGUCUCCCCGCCGGAGCGGUCACCGCCAAUCCCGCCGUUCCUCCGUGGCCACCGCGGCCGGCACUAUGGGCAGUGAGCAGAGCUCCGAGGCCGAGAGCCGACCCAACGAUCUGAACUCCUCAGUGACUCCUUCUCCAGCGAAGCACAGAGCCAGGAUGGAUGAUAUUGUGGUGGUAGCUCCAGGCUCCCAGGCCUCACGGAAUGUCAGCAACGACCCUGAUGUCAUCAAGUUACAAGAGAUUCCAACCUUCCAGCCACUUUUGAAAGGGCUGUUGAGUGGCCAGACUUCCCCAACAAAUGCCAAAUUGGAGAAACUGGACUCUCAGCAGGUGUUGCAGCUCUGCCUCCGUUAUCAGGAUCACCUGCAUCAGUGUGCGGAGGCCGUUGCUUUUGAUCAGAAUGCUUUGGUGAAACGAAUCAAAGAGAUGGAUCUGUCCAUAGACACCCUCUUUAGCUUCAUGCAGGAGCGCCAGAAAAGGUACGCCAAGUAUGCGGAGCAGAUCCAGAAAGUCAACGAGAUGUCCGCCAUCCUCCGCCGCAUACAGAUGGGCAUCGACCAGACGGUACCCCUGAUGGAGAGGCUCAACAGCAUGCUGCCCGAGAAUGAGCGGCUAGAGCCCUUCAGCAUGAAGCCCGAUCGGGAGCUCAAACUGUAGAGAGCCUCUCCCUCCCUGCCAGGCCUCUGCUCCCGGGGAUAGAGCCUGGCACCUUCGCCAAGGCCCGGGGGGCAUUUGGAACCUGAGUCCCGUGGUCUGACCAGGCUUGGAAGCCCAAGUUGGAGGCUUUGGUGAGCCCUGGGGUGAACGUGAAGCUGUCUGCAGCCUGAAACUCUCAUUUGUCUCUAAUUGUUCUAGGGUAUGGUUUCCUCUGUCAGCUGAACCACAGGUGCUCAGUGAUAGCUGAAGUCAGAACAUUGCAAUUAUUGGGAAGUCUUUACAGAACUCGGCCCUGGGAACUGUUUUUAUUUUGCUUCCGGUUUGGUCUUGUUGUUUUCUCAUCGAGAGUGAAUAAUCUGGUCUAGUUGAAUGAAAAGAUGGAGGGAAAGGGAGAUUUGAAAGAACUGUACUUGAUGCCUUCAUGAAAUUGUACUGAGUAGGGUCUCCGGGCCAGGGUUAGAAACAUAAAGAACUCAUUUAAUUCGG